Messenger RNA from Fundulus heteroclitus (mummichog), 1914 nucleotides. RefSeq names its product WD repeat domain 25 (gene wdr25). The transcript is spliced from 7 exons. NCBI's taxonomy places the organism in Eukaryota, Metazoa, Chordata, Actinopteri, Cyprinodontiformes, Fundulidae. The coding region runs from base 207 to 1673 and encodes 488 amino acids. Gene Ontology annotation, molecular function: protein binding. The record is from RefSeq and is a predicted model, not a curated record.
GUGUCGUUUAUUUUUUUUAGUUCCGCAUCUCUGGUUUCAAAAUAAAAGCUUUUGAGCGUAGAAAAGAAAACGUGCCUCAACCGGAUAUUCCGAUUCGGUGCUUUUAUUGUGAAAGUUUUUCACCGGAUGUUAAACAAAAAUCAACCAACCACGUUAAUGCUGGGGGAGUUAAAAACACGACGGACUUCUCUGAAGAGCAGCUUUAGAUGAAGAUGUCUUCAUUGGUGGCCUACGACGAUUCAGAGUCAGAGGACGAGUCCUGCGCUCAGAAGGAGGAAGGAGCUCCAGCGCCGUCCCAAACAGACCCUGCUGGAUGCAGUAACUCUGAUUUAAGGCCCAGGCCUGCAGACCCAGUUAGUGAUCAAAGUGUCACAGAACAAAGUGGCUCUACGUUGCAUUUUUACCCUGAGCUGCAACACUGGGACGGUGGGUAUUGUAGUGGGCGAAAAGACAAACAUUUUAAAGACAAUUCUGCUAAACCCAGGACAGCCGGACCUCUCCAGGCCCCUCUGUGUGUGCCUGAUGCUUCAAAUCCAGCUAAAAGAGUAUCGGCGUCCGCGUCUGGUGUCAGACCGUAUGUCCCUAAGAGACAGAGACACGCGCGGUCAGAGGAGACGGAGGACCAUGCAAACCCGCCAGAGCAGGUCCUGGAUGAUCUGACCAGGAAGAGUUCAGUUCUCUCAGACGGGUCGCUGAGAGUGAAGGCUUGUCUCGGGGAAAAACCCAAAGCGGCGGGGAUACCCAGGAAGCUGCUAAUGAGCCUGGAAGGCCACCAGGGGCCAGUCAAUACUGUGCAGUGGUGUCCUGUGCCUCAUGUUAGCCACCUGCUGGUGUCUGCCUCCAUGGACAAGACCUUUAAGGUGUGGGAUGGAGCAGAAAGUGGACGAUGCCUCAGGCUUUACACCUGCCACUCGGGAGCCGUGCGUGACGCCAGCUGGACACCCUGUGGGCAACAACUCCUCACCGGCUCAUUUGACAACACGGCUGCCAUCACUGAUGUGGAGACGGGGCAGCAGACAGUGAAAGUGGAUAACCAGUUUAAGGUGAUGUGUGCGGUCCUGCACCCAAACAGCCCAGAUGUCUUCCUGUGUGGAGGUUACAGCUCAGUGGUCAAGGCCUGGGACUCCCGCUGCUGCAAGGUUGUGAAAGCCUACAAAGCGGCCAUCCAGCAGACCCUGGACAUCCUGUUUCUUAGAGGUGGGAAGGAUUUCAUAACGAGCUCGGACUGCGUUAGUCGAGACUCCGCCGACCGGACCCUCAUCGCCUGGGACUACCAGACCACAGCCAAGGUCUCCAACCAGCUCUACCAUGAGCGUUACACGUGUCCAAGUUUGGCUCUUCACCCACAGGAGGAGUCGUUUGUUGCCCAAACCAAUGGGAACUACAUGGCACUGUUCUCCUCCCAGAGGCCCUACAGGAUGAACAAAAGGCGACGAUUCGAUGGACAUAAGGUGGAGGGCUAUGCUGUGCAGUGUGACUUUUCCCCAGAUGGAGCCAUACUGGCCUCGGGGAGCUCCACAGGCUCGGCCCACUUCUACGACUACCAAAGUGGGCGCGUGCUGCACUCGGUCCAGGCUCACAGCCAGCCCUGCCUGCGUGUCUCCCAGCAUCCCGUCCUCCCUGCGACCGCGGCCACUUGUGACUGGGCGGGCGAAAUCAAGAUCUGGCACUGAGAUCCGAGUGUGAAGAAGUGCAUUUAAUGUUUUAGCAGCAGAGAAUCCUCUGAUUGCGAAAAAAACCCCAGGAUGCACAGAUUUAAUAUUAAAUAUGUGCAAUGAGAAUAACCUGUAGAAAAACAUGCUCACUGUAAAAAGGAACUAAAAUGAAAUACAAUUUUCUUGAAAUUUACAUAUUUUCCCUUGAUUUGAGCAGCUAAAUAAGAUUAUCUGCCAAUAGAAGAUUAUUUUACCCCUA